AUGGAUCAACUGGCUCGGAUCAAGUCGCGCCUUGCCGAGGCGACUGUUAAACUAUCCGAGUCCACUACCGGCGCGCCCCUAACUUCCGUUCCUGUCAGUUUAUCAGAGGCCUCAACAUGUUCAACUUAUGUCACAACGGUCCAUCAGACAAUGGAACAUUUGAACCCGGCUCAUUUGAAAUCUAACUUAAUAGAACCCCCGAUAUUGGGACUCGUCGAAGAAACGCCCGGUUUUGGCAUUCCAGCCCCAGCGCCCGAACUCUCUCAUUUUUUUAAUUGCGCUGACUCCAAUGCUAUCGAUAUCAUCAACAGAGGAUGUUGUUCAAACUGUCUGUUAAUAUGCCAAUUUGCUGGUCAUCUUCAGUCUUGCUGCUCCAAAGUCUUAGCAGCCGAGAAACCCGUGUUGGCUGGACGUGCUGCAGUCACUGAACUGCUAGUCGCUGCCGAAGGUCUGCUCGCUUCCCGUCAUGAUGACAUCACUGGGCUCCCACCGGACCCGCAGGCCUGCGAGCUGCUACUAACUAACUGUUUUACCCUUUUAAAAUCAAUAUUUUGCCCUGGUUUAUUGGAUCCCCUCGUUGCAGCUGAUUCAGCCAGUUCUGUUGUCGACAUCUCAGCCAUGGCUGAAUUGGAAACACGCGCUACGAUGGCAGAGGCCCGAGUCGUAGAGCUUACUCACCAGUUGGAUGAGUUCAGACAAAUCUUGAUGUCAGCCCAAAUUUCAGAGACAUAUCCUCCUUCGGCUUCGUUACAUUGUCUCAAAGAUGUAAUUUCUGAACCGAAUUAUCAACACUUUCAGAAUCAUUAUCAGCAAAAUUCCUCGGAAAUUUGCCACACGGCAGUACAAACUUCCACCGAAGUAUUAUCUGCAAGUAAGCUUAUUGGACUUAAUGAGCGGCUACAUCAAAUCCUGAAAGAACUUGAGGGCCAGCGCCUGCAGUCACAAUCGCGGCAGUUGCGACAAAGACAGAAUCAAGAAACAGUCGAUGAAGGGAUAAUCGAUCGACCGACAUCGAUUAUUAUAGGUGAUCAAGAUAGGGCUUCCACACUCCGGCUAUCCUCAUUGCUUCAGGACGCGGAGGAACUUAUUGAUUCAUGUUAUCUGCACACCCUGACUAACAAGUCAGUUCAGGACCUGCGGGAAUAUCCAGAUUCAAAUGAUUCUGCUUCCAACACUAGCUUCGAAUCAAACUCAGUCGAAGCACUCAGUUGUAAAGUGUAUGGCACUGAUAAGUCACCUCUUGUUACUUCUCAAGCUGAUGCCUCGACUCCAACCAAACUGGUGAGCUCCAAUUACUGA
This is a messenger RNA of Protopolystoma xenopodis, 1299 nucleotides long. The record is from the annotation of a GenBank genome assembly. Lineage: Eukaryota; Metazoa; Platyhelminthes; Monogenea; Polystomatidea; Polystomatidae.